This is a messenger RNA of Clupea harengus (Atlantic herring), 1611 nucleotides long. RefSeq lists its product as uncharacterized. Gene Ontology annotation, biological process: immune response. Gene Ontology annotation, cellular component: membrane. Gene Ontology annotation, molecular function: tumor necrosis factor receptor binding. NCBI's taxonomy places the organism in Eukaryota, Metazoa, Chordata, Actinopteri, Clupeiformes, Clupeidae. The record is from RefSeq and is a predicted model, not a curated record.
AAACGACACGAGGGAAAUCCAUGACUUCCCUAUGGUUUGACAGUUUGUGAUCAUAUAAAAGUCGAGUGGCAGUAGUCUAUCAACAAACUAGACGAGGAACAGCAAAAGAGGAAGAUAAAGGCCAAAUCACGCGAAUGUGUUCCACUCUUGCAGUCUCUUUGACAACCGCGAACAAGCACCAUUUGGACUCAGUUUUGGAACUUGAUUAAUUUGUUUUUAUUCCCUGAGCAAAAAAAAGUCUCAAUAAUUCAAACUGGACAGCAUGUCAUCAAAGGACGUGGAGAGCCUUCAGCCCACCGUGCGCCACCGCGACAAGUCUGUCUACGUCUGUCUGGGGUGCUUGACGUUCGCCUUGGUUGUAAUUUCGCUUGGCGGGGGAGCGAUGUUUCUGUUUAUGUGGAGAGAGCUACAGAGCCAGGUAGCCUCUACCAAAUCGACGGGCUCCAAAGCUACCCAUUCUGCACCUCUCCCUGACGAGGGCACAUUUAAGUCGGGACAUGUUGCCUACGUGAGAGCUACCAACGGCGAAGUUCGUAAUCAAACUAUGAAAUGGGAGACGAUUGGAUUCGGCAGCAGCUCUUCCAUUGGCACGAAUUACAACUACAGCUCAACUCAAAGUAUGCUGAAAGUGCUGGGCGAAGGGAGUUAUUAUAUCUACAUGGACAUCAGUUUCGUGAAAACCGCGACAGAGUGCAAAAGCAGUAGCAUUGUGGAAGUGACGUUGAAGUCCGAUAAUGCUGAAGUACUGCCCCCGUGUGUGGUGGAACUGGAUUGCCAGGUCACGACGCCCGUGACGAACAGGUGUUGGGACGUGGUGCACUUGAAGCGAGACAGCCGCCUGAGUGGUCAUAUGACCGUGCGCACACCGAACUCACCAAAUGGAGGCUUUGUAUGGAAACUUGUAAGCAACAAUUCGGGCUUUGGGAUGUUCUUCGUGGGCAGCUAGUGAGUCCACCAGCACUGGCGACCACCGUAGUAGAACUAAUGACUAGAUUUAAGCGACCACUGUAUUAGAACUAAUUACUUGUUUCAAGCGUACCCGGGAGUUCGUGGAGCUUCAGCACCUUUCCUAAGCUCAGGACACUGCGUGGAAGGAGAGACAAUUUCUUCCGCAAACAUUGUGCUAUUUAUAUUAUCUCUAUUUUUAUAAUUAUUUAUUUACAACAUGCACAUGUAUAUGUAUAACAGUACAGUAUAUUUACUGUUGAGAGUGUUUUAUAUAAGUAGGCAGCACUACACGGACAGGAGACUUUAAAUGGUUAAAACUAGUGAAAGCUGUUUAAAGCUUCACUUGCACAGCUAGGUCUGGUAAGUUUGACCACAAGAUGAUGUGUUUGAUUGUUUGUUAUGACAUUGGAUGUUAAUGUAUACAUUGACAGUAAUAAUAACAGAAAACAGUAACAGUAAUAGUAGUAGAAAAAAAGUACUGAAUAACAGCAACUGUUUUGAUUGUAUGUUUCCUUGGAAACGUAUAAAGGUCAGGCCUUGUCCUGAAGCUGGUGGUACUUAUGACCCGUGUUAUGCUUUAGGACGAAGAGGGCAUCUACCUCAAGAGUACGCACGCACGCACGCACGCACGCACGCACGCACAGACACACACACACACACACA